GUCGAGCAGAGACUCAGUAACGCUGAGAAGCGGCAGCGCAGCACGGAGCAGAAGAUGCAGGCGUUGCAGGAGAAAGUUGAAAGACUGGAAGCUAUUCUGGGUAUCAUGCAAAACGAAGUGCCGCCAACACCCACGGAGGAGAAUACAUCAUUCGACCGCAAGGUGGAACCCUGUGUGCUCAUCUGUCGGUCUAAGAAUAUCAUCAGCCGCGACGAGUUGGUCAAGAGCGUCGUCGGCCCUACUCUGGAGAAGAACAACAUGCAGCUCUCAGAGAUCGUCAUCGAGAGUGACCCCGCAGCGAAGCGCUUCGUGGUACGUGUAUCUGGCAGUGCACCAUAUGCGAGUAGGUUGAUCAAUCAGAUUCUCGGCAGUUUCAAGAUUGCAGCAGCUCAGUGGGAGAUAUUCUUUGCCAAUGAUGUCAACGGCACGCGGGCAGAAGUGUACAUCUCGACGGACAAGUCCCCGUGCCAGGUACAGCGUGAGAUUCUCACGCAGAAGAACAAGACUACGUUGGUCAACCUCUACCCAGACCAUCACUUUCAUAUUAAUAAGCAGUUGGGGGAAGUGUCCACGCAGUGGGAACCAUUGGUGCGAGUUCCUCCGAGGGCAGGUGUUAGAUCCAAGCCCAUCUUCGAGUUCGAUGAGGCCAACCUCGCGUUCUUUGGGAUCGAUCGCGAGACAGCCAGUGAGAAGCUGGAGAACCUCAACCCG
Messenger RNA from Prorocentrum cordatum, 711 nucleotides. Lineage: Eukaryota; Dinophyceae; Prorocentrales; Prorocentraceae. The record is from the annotation of a GenBank genome assembly.